AUGUUGGUGCAGUUCUACACGGCCAUCAUCGAGUCCAUCCUCACCUCCUCCAUCACCGUGUGGUUCGCUGGAGCCACAGUCAGGGACAAACAGAGACUACAGCGCAUUGUGCGCUCUGCAGAGGAAGUGAUCGGCCGCAGCCUUCCAUCGCUGCAGGACCUCCUUCACGUAGCUGCUGCUCGAGGGCAGACUGAAUGCCUGGUGGCAAUCCUUUCCCAGGGAGUGGACCUGUCCAUCACAGAUUCAGCAGGUUUAAGUCCUUUACACCUUGCAGCCAAAAACAAUCACCCAGAAUGCUGCAAAAAGCUCAUCCAGUGUAAUUGUCAAAUAGAUGCCCUUGACAGUUUGGGAAAGACUGCGCUUCAUCAUGCUGCUGCGAGUGGGAGUGUCCAGACUGUUCAACUCCUCUGCAAACAAAAGUCUCCCAUCAACAUCAGAGACGCAGUGAGUGUUUUCUAA
This is a messenger RNA of Knipowitschia caucasica, 459 nucleotides long. NCBI's taxonomy places the organism in Eukaryota, Metazoa, Chordata, Actinopteri, Gobiiformes, Gobiidae. The record is from the annotation of a GenBank genome assembly.